Molecule: messenger RNA, 2234 nt
Organism: Gryllus bimaculatus (two-spotted cricket)
Lineage: Eukaryota; Metazoa; Arthropoda; Insecta; Orthoptera; Gryllidae
Source: the annotation of a GenBank genome assembly
CUGAGCAGCCCCGCGCCGCCGGCCCUCCGCCGCCGCCUCCGCCGCUUGCGAGGUCGACUCGACGCCCCGACACAGACACCGCGACCUUGACGGCGACGUCACGCACCGCGACAAGCUGCCCCUCCAGCGCGGACUCUUUGCCCUGUGACGGCCCUCUGGAUUUUUUUUACUUUUUAGGAGAUUCCACUCGAGUGUCAGUCCGAGUCACUGUGCAGAUCUAGUGUUGUGUGACGAGUUCGGACCGCUAAGUACUCGACGUGUGGUUUUCCGCACACUGUUUUGACAACUAUUCUGGUUUUUUUCCUCUCUUAAUAUCUCGAUCGUGUCUGUAUUGUACUGUGUCAGUUGAUGACAAUCGAGUGCGGUUCGUGUGACAUGUGAUGUGUUCGAAUGUAAUAACAAUGGGGUGAGAAUCUCAAAUUUGGGAUUCUUUUUUUCCAAAUCGUCAGAAAACGAAUGCUUGGAGUUGAUUUCUGAUCUUUGCUGUUGUGUGUGAUCGAGACGGAAAGAGUUUUGGGACGUGAGUGUGUAGUUAUUUUUUUUUAAAUGCGAAAAAAAUGGAGACGAUAACAUUUUUGCUCGUUUUCCGUGUGGAAUACUCAUUUCUUGGAUUCUCCUGCGAGUAACUCGCCCGGCAGCGUGAACAUUGUGGUAAUUUCUCGACAGUGUUCCUCGAAGUCAUGGAGACCGAAGAAAUUACGAAACUCGUGGAUGGCAUAUACAAGAAUAUACUUGACAAAUUCAACCCAGGCGCUAGACAAUUAAUCCAGGCUGGAAAGGCAUACUUAAAAGCUCUUCAAGGUGCCGCGGCAGCGUCCGGCCUCUAUGUGGAGGCCAUCGGCAAACUGGCUCGUCAGGCGCAGCAGGCCACGUGGGGAGGCUCUUCCGAUAUCGGAUCCGCUCUAAACCAGGUUGUAGAAGUGUACAAAGAUAUCCAGAAUCAGCAAAUCAACAUACUCAAAGCUUUCUAUGUGGAUCUACUUUUGCCUUUGGAAACAAACUUGGAAAAGGAUACGAAAGUAGUUCAGAGCGAGCAGAAGCGCUUCCUGCAGCAGCACAAGCAGCGCUACGAGACGUACAGCAAGGCGGCGGCCAUCAUGAAGAAGCAGCGCAAGAAGAGCAAGGGCGCCUCCAAGACCGGCAUCGCCAUGGACAAGGAGCUCAAGAAUAUGCAGGUGCUUGAGGAAGAAAAAACCAAGUUGGACGACUUCUGUGAGCAGAGUCUAAAGACAGCCAUGACGCAGGAGCGGCGGCGCUACGGCUUCGUGCUGGAGCGGCAGUGCUCGCUGGCCAAGCACUACCUGGCCUACCACUCGCUGGGCAGCUCCAGCCUGCAGCGCCACCUGGACGGCUGGCAGGACGUGGCCGGCACGCGCGAGUUCCUGCCCGACGGCGUCCAGUCCGUGCUCACCGGCCGCCUCAGGCACGUCAACUUCUGGUCGGACGAGGACGCGUACGCCAGCCCGCGCAGCCCCGACGCGGACGAGGACGAGGACCGGCUGUCGCUGGCGUCGCAGCUGCGCAAGACCAAGUCCAUGGACGCGUCGUGCCUCGACGUGCGCUGCAUCAACGAGGCCGCCAGCCCGCUCAAGCCGCUCUCGCGCGCAAAGUCCGACUUCAACCUCGCCUCCUCCACGCACUCGCUCGAGUCAGUGGCCGAGUCGCCCACGCGCCACAAGUCGCUGGCGCCGCCCUCGGAGCCGCUGCUGGCGCGCGCACUCUACGCCUACCUCUCGUCGGGCGACAACCAGCUCAGCUUCCUCGAGGGCGACGUCAUCGCGCUCAUAGGUGAACGCAACAAAGGCUGGCAGUUUGGAGAGAACCUUCGCACGCAGAACAGUGGGUGGUUCCCUCUCGCCUACACAGAAGUGAUUAUGGAUGAACUCACUGUGGGGUCGCCGCAGCGGGCGUCGGGCGGCGACUGGGCGUGCUCGGCCGCCACCACGCCCGCCACGCCCACCGCCGCGCUGGCGGGCGCCUGCUUCGCGCCGGCGCCCUCGCCGUCGCCCGCGCCCUCGUCGUCGGCGUCGUCCUCGUCCUCGUGCUCCGCAUCCACCGCGUCCGCCCACGGGCUCGCCCCCGCCCUGGCGCUGUCGCCGUCGCAGCCCGCGCAGCUGUGCGCGCUGGCGGCCAAGGGCGCCGCCGACGCCCCGCGCCCCGCCUCCGUCGCCCUCUGCGGGGACGCGCUGCUGCUGCGCGGCGCCUCGCGAAAGGUUAAUUUAUUUCCAAAUUAA